AUGGCCCUUUUACAGACUUCACUAAUCUGGAUCGUCUAUGCGGUGGUAGUAGCUAUCCUACUAGCCGUGGCAUCCGUGUUUAUCUAUGUCUAUCAAACCCCCCGUGACCGCUCGCCUUCGGUCACCUUGACUUGCAUCAUUUCAAUUACUUCUCUUUUAGCAACGGUACUUUUGCUGCCAGUGGAUGUCGCCCUAGUGUCAUCGACCACCUCGUCCAAGCUAGGUCAGCGGAAGGACUGGGCAACGCAAGAUGUUGUCGACAGAAUUACCUAUUCUUUGACCAUCAUUUACUAUCUCCUCUACUCUCUGGAUGCUCUUCUCUGUCUUCUGGUCAUCCCAUUUACGUACUUCUGGUACGAAGAAUAUGAUGAGGUCGCAACUGAAACGGGAGAGCAAACAGUGGGCCAGCGGAUUUGGGGUGCCCUGAAAUACACCCUAUCAUUCGUUGUUAUCGUUGUGAUUCUCUUCCUGGUUGGAUUCUUCGUUCCAGUAUCACGGGGAAAGAGUGAUAUAGACCUGGAUUACUUCAGGCGCCUUCUGGCCGAGAACCGUAAGUACUGGUCCCUCCUGGCAUUGGGGACUGCAAAACUGACAUAUUUCUAUGAAGAUGGCGAGCGUGCUCUGACUUUUGCUCUGGGGUUGCUGAUGACGAUUGGACUCGGUCUCUAUGUCUUAUACACUUCGGCAGGAUUGGCUCUCCUUCCAAUCAGCUUGAUCAAGACUGCGCCAUCAAUUUCUAGUGCUACCCUGCGAGCGAGUACCGAACAGCAACUCGAGUCAAACCGAGAGCGGCAACGACAGCUCGAAGGGCGAUGCGCCGGGGACCCCGAGCUUCUGUCUUCCAAAGACCGUCGUGAACUAGAUACAUUGACGCGAGAGGAAAGGACCCUGAGUCGACGCCAACGUUUAGCUGAGGAAUCUCAAGGCGAGGGGCGGAGCUGGUUGAUGAAGGUAUGGUACAAGGUUGGCGCGAUCCUUCGUCCAUUCAAGCUCCUAGGAGGCAUCCUGCUGCUCUUCGUUGCAUUCAUAACAUGGGUAUCCAUGCUCUUGACCUCAAUUGACAAGGCAAAGAACUCAAUCUGCAAGCACCGCUGUGGAUAUAUUCUUGCACACGUCAAUAUCUUCAAUCCUGUCAACUGGGCGCUUGUUCAGUCUGCCAAGGUCUUCCCCAUUGACUAUGCUAUAUUCACCGUGCUUGUGUUGCUGUUCUUCUGCAGUUCCGUUGUUGGUAUUGCUGUGGUAGGAAUCCGCUUCCUUUGGAUCAGAAUCUUCCAAAUUCGCAAUGGACACACAUCUCCUCAGGCACUGCUUUUAGCAACUGCCAUGUUGAUGUUAAUCAUCCUGGCUCUCAACUAUUCUAUUUCGAUGAUAGUUGCACCUCAGUACGCCACUUUCGGUCCACAAACAUUCUGCGAUCGUUCUCCUGGGUUGUUCCUGGGGCAGCCGGAUUGCUCAGACAACAAAGAACUCAUCAAGCCAUGCUCUGAAUUAGCGAAGAACCCUGCCGCACAGCAAAUCUGUACUCCCAGCGUUGUGAGCACUUUUCUUAAUCGGGUCACUCUAAACUAUCCUUUCUUUGGAGUCGUGUUCUUUUGGGCCCAGUUUAUCUUCCUAGGCUUGUAUCUUAUUGUUUUCGUCACCUCCCUGCUUCGCUCCCCGAAACUGGAUGAGAGACAGCUCGAUGAAGACGCCGAGGAGGCUGAAGAGGAAGGCCUACUGGCCAAUACUGGCAGACGCUUCAAUGCCAGUUGGCAAGACAUCACAGGCAGAGCUGCUAGGAGCGAACACUCCUCUGGCUAA
Molecule: messenger RNA, 1800 nt
Organism: Penicillium antarcticum
Lineage: Eukaryota; Fungi; Ascomycota; Eurotiomycetes; Eurotiales; Aspergillaceae
Exons: 2
Coding region: 1-1800 (599 amino acids)
Biological process (GO): protein localization to vacuole
Cellular component (GO): vacuolar membrane
Source: RefSeq, a predicted model, not a curated record